ACUGAUCGAGAGGAUAUUCAACCGAAGCUGCUUCCAUCGAUUUCUUACCCCCACUGUUACACUAUUUCUUAAAGAUCCCAGCCGGCAAGCCAAGAUCUUACAGCAAGAUCGAACUGCUCAAGAAUCCCUUCGGGAUGGAUUCUCCCCCGGCGGAGAACCCCUCGCCAUCUCCAUCUUCUUCGAAGCCUGACCAGCCUUCGCCGCCGCUGAGAUCCAGUCUCCUAUUUUAUAGUCCACCGCGUCACAACCAGCUUUCCUUCCCGUCGUCAUCUCCUUCCCCUCGCGUCAUCUACAGCGAUCGAUUCAUACCUAGUCGCCUCGGCUCCAAUUUCUCUCUUUUCAAUGUGGAUUCACCUCCUAAUAUGACUAGCGGGAAGGAGGAAGGCUCGGGUGCCUAUACGGCGAUCCUACGGAGCGUCAUAUUCGGUCCGGAUCACGGCAUCGUGCCACCGGAGACUCCUGAUAGGUCGUGGUCCGGGAGGGCUGGGUACUCGUCUUCCCCUUCCUCCGUUUCAUCUAGCCCCAGCAAGAAUAUCUUUAGAUUUAAGGCUGAGGUGCCGAGAUACUCUAUAUCAUCUGUGGGGUUCGACGAUCUCCUCCCCGGAGUUUCCCCCACCCAGCCCAAGGCGACCAGGAAGGUCUCUAGAUCGCCUUCUAAGGUUUUGGAUGCACCGGCGUUGCAGGAUGAUUUCUAUCUUAACCUAGUCGAUUGGUCUUCGAGCAAUAUGUUGGCUGUGGGACUGGGCAAUUGCGUUUAUCUUUGGAAUGCUUCCAGUAGCAAGGUGACAAAACUCUGCGACUUGGGCGUUGAUGAUGGUGUUUGUUCUGUUGGAUGGGCUCGGCAAGGCGCACACUUGGCGGUUGGAACUAGCCAGGGAAAAGUGCAGAUAUGGGAUGCAUCGCGCUGUAAGAAGAUAAGGACCAUGGAAGGUCAUAGACUGAGAGUUGGAGCUCUUGCUUGGAGUUCAUCUUGUUUAUCAUCAGGUAGUCGGGAUAAGAGCAUUUUUCAACGUGAUAUACGUGUACAAGAUGAUUAUUUCAGUAAACUUUCAGGUCAUAAGUCAGAGAUUUGUGGGCUAAAGUGGUCAUAUGAUAAUCGGCAACUGGCUUCAGGUGGAAAUGAUAAUAAACUUUUUGUUUGGAAUUUGAAUUCAACUCAGCCUGUACAUAAGUACAGUGAACACAAUGCUGCAGUCAAAGCUAUUGCCUGGUCUCCACAUGUUCAUGGUCUUCUUGCAUCUGGUGGUGGAACCACUGAUAGAUGCAUCAGAUUUUGGAACACCACAACCAACUCUCACCUCAGCUGCAUGGACACAGGAAGUCAGGUUUGUAAUCUUGUAUGGUCGAAGAAUGUUAAUGAACUUGUUAGCACUCAUGGCUACUCCCAAAAUCAAAUAAUUGUCUGGCGAUAUCCAUCCAUGUCAAAGGUUGCUACACUUACAGGGCAUACGUUUAGAGUUUUAUAUUUGGCCAUCUCUCCUGAUGGGCAGACAAUCGUCACCGGAGCAGGAGAUGAGACCCUCAGGUUUUGGAAUGUUUUCCCAUCUCCCAAGUAUCAGAGCACUGAGAACAGGAUUGGAGCUUUCUCUCUUGGAAGAACCGAGAUUAGGUGACAAUUGGAAUCUGUUCCAACUUUGGAAAGAAAUUUCCAAGAAAUAAAACAAGUGAUUUGGAUGGGCGAAGCCUUUGUUUAUGCUUUGGUGGCUAUCCUGACACUUUCUCUGGAGCCCUUAAAGCACAAAGAGUUAAAGGUAGUUUGUUCCAGCUUCUGUCUUAUUUAUCUCAGAUUACAAGUUUGGGGAUACCUGCUUAGCUCAAUGGAUAAUUGUUGAUAGGAAAUGGUUGGUAGGUUGUCACAAUCCCGCAUCAUUAAAGAAAAUGGUCAUUAUUUUCUACAAAAUGUCAAUUGAAUCUCAAUAAUGCUAUAUUUUUGUAUGGCCUGUAUUCUUUUGUUUUUAUCUCUGUUCAUAAUUUAUAAUUCAAAUUUUGGGCUUUGCGGAUAAUGAGAGCCCUGAGCUGGUUUAAUGUGUAUAAUUAAGAGAAGAUUGACUUUUGAGGCAUAUUACAGAUCAUCAUACUUUGGCACA
This is a messenger RNA of Dendrobium catenatum, 2087 nucleotides long. Its product is annotated as protein FIZZY-RELATED 2. Gene Ontology annotation, molecular function: ubiquitin ligase activator activity; protein binding; anaphase-promoting complex binding. The record is from RefSeq and is a predicted model, not a curated record. NCBI's taxonomy places the organism in Eukaryota, Viridiplantae, Streptophyta, Magnoliopsida, Asparagales, Orchidaceae. Gene Ontology annotation, cellular component: anaphase-promoting complex. Gene Ontology annotation, biological process: anaphase-promoting complex-dependent catabolic process; positive regulation of ubiquitin protein ligase activity; positive regulation of anaphase-promoting complex-dependent catabolic process. The transcript is spliced from 10 exons. The coding region runs from base 135 to 1613 and encodes 492 amino acids.